UUUCUCCUAAUCUAUCUAUCCUUACAGUAAGCGACUUUCGACAUUCGAAUUCAGAUCCAAAAACAGAAUUCCUCUUCCUUCUUUUUCACGCUACUAACAAAUCCAACAUUUCCCCCUUAAUCUAGCACUCCCUUAUUCUCUCUCUACACUUCCAACCAGGCGGAAAAGGAAGGUUGUUAGCAAUGGCGACAGUCCGAGUGUUUUCUAUCACAAUUGUCUUUGCUAUUCUGUUUGUUGAACAAUGUAUCUGUACAGAUUCGCCCGCACCAGCACCGGAAUCCGGUGCUGAUGUGGCUUCCUCUCCACCGGAGAGUCCUGCUUCGUCGCCUUUAUCAAAUCUAACUUCUCCUCCGGCUCCUCCACCAUCAGAUCUCCCUUCGGAUUCGUCUCCGGCGCCAUCACCGGUGAAUGAUGGUACUGCUACUUCAAAAGAUUCACCGUCUCCAGCACCAGCUCCAAAUUCUGAAGUUGCAAGUGAUAUAAGCCACGAGAGUGCUGAGGAUUCGAAGGAAUCGUCUAGUGGUGGAAUGACCAGCGGGAAGAAGGCUGGAAUAGCAGUUGGAGUUAUCGCAGCCGUUUGUUUUGUUGGUCUUGGUGCAUUGGUGUAUAAGAAGAGGCAACAGAAUAUUCAACGAACACAGUUCGGGUAUGAUGCUAGGAGAGAAAUCCUUUAGGUGAUUCUAUAUAUCAUAUGCGUUCAGUUUAUAUAGAUAACAUAUACUAUACUGCAUUGAUUGAUCUUCAUGAUUAGAUUUGUUGCAUUUGGAAUUUGUACGAGAAUAUUAUUAGAUUUAUUUGAUUCUUUACUCACUGUACUAUUGGAAAUUUAACUUUUGAUUCACCGUAUAAUAAAUGCUUUGCUGAUAAAUUUAGAAUUUA
Lycium barbarum (goji berry) is the source of this 879-nucleotide messenger RNA. RefSeq lists its product as uncharacterized. The record is from RefSeq and is a predicted model, not a curated record. The transcript has 3 exons. Bases 183 to 674 code for a protein of 163 amino acids. Lineage: Eukaryota; Viridiplantae; Streptophyta; Magnoliopsida; Solanales; Solanaceae.